AUGGGUUUUAAAUUAGUGAUUUUAAGCCCAUUUAGUAAUAUAUUUUGGGCCCAUCAAUCCAUUAAAGCACACUGAACUCUGAAGGCAUCACUGUUGUAGCAAAUUGGCUUAAACUUCUUCUUCUUCUUCAGCGCUCGAUAAUGGCUGCUCCCGAUGAUUCCUCUCACUAUUUCACCGAGUUUACCUUGGCCGAGAUUGUAGACAUGGAGAAUCUGUAUAAGGAGCUCGGUGAUCAAUCUCUCCACAAAGAUUUCUGUCAAACUGUUGCCUCCACUUUUAGUUGUUCUGUGAAUCGGAAUGGAAAAUCCACGGUAACCUGGAAACAGAUACAGACUUGGUUCCAGGAGAAGCUGAAGCAGAAAUCUCAACCCAAAUUCAAAACUUUGCCAUCUCCCCCUUUGCAGAUUCAUGACUUAUCUAAUCCCAGUUGUUAUGCUGCAAAUGCUACCUUUGUUGGGAGUUCUACCUUUGUUCAAACACGAAAAGGUAAGGCCUCUGAUUUAGCUGAUCUGGCUUUUGAGGCUAAAUCAGCGCGGGACAACGCGUGGUAUGACGUGUCUUCGUUCCUUACUUAUAGAGUUCUUCGAACUGGUGAACUGGAAGUGCGUGUACGCUUUUCUGGGUUCGACAACCGACACGAUGAGUGGGUAAAUGUCAAAACAUCAGUGCGUGAGCGGUCUAUUCCUGUAGAACCAUCAGAGUGUGGGAGAGUGAAUGUUGGAGACCUGCUUCUAUGUUUCCAAGAAAGGGAGGAUCAAGCACUGUACUGUGAUGGUCAUGUUGUGAAUAUCAAGAGAGGGAUUCAUGAUCACGGGAGAUGUAACUGCGUGUUUCUUGUUCGCUACGACCUUGACAAUACAGAGGAACCGCUGGGAUUAGAAAGAAUUUGCCGCCGCCCUGAUGAGUGAAUCUGUUUGGUUCUGAAGUCAUCUUUGGAAGAUGCAGUAAACUAUGACCAGAUAGUAUAUGAUUAACACAAAUAAGGAAGAAAAUGCUCAUGUAUAGACUCCACUACUACCCACGGGACCUGAGAAUGUGUGUUAGCUUUUUCUGCCAAUUAUGUGGAAUAAAGUGCAAAAAGGGCU
Arabidopsis arenosa is the source of this 1085-nucleotide messenger RNA. Lineage: Eukaryota; Viridiplantae; Streptophyta; Magnoliopsida; Brassicales; Brassicaceae. The record is from the annotation of a GenBank genome assembly.